AGAAAUCACCCACAAACUUAAACCUCAUCAUCACCAACAUGGCCGUUAGCAAUAUUGUCUGCGAGUGGCUAAGAGCUUUGGGCCUGGCCCAAUAUGCCGAGAGCUUCCUGGACAACGGGUACGACGACCUGGAGAUCUGCAAACAGGUCGGUGAUCCCGAUCUGGACGCCAUCGGCGUUGAGAAUCCUGCCCAUCGACACAAGCUGCUCAAGAGCAUCCGAUCGCUGAGGGAAAAGGGCGCCGCAUCCGUCUACUUUAUGCUCAACGAUCCAAACUCGCUCUCGGGCAGCAUGGAGAUCCUCUGCGAAACACCGCCCAGCAAUGAACUGGAGCUCGUCCUGCGGGAGCAACUGGAAACGGACGGAGUCCGGCUCACGGCGCAUCCAUACUCAACACCGGAUGGACAACGCGGCCAUUUAGAGGGCCUGGCAUCCGUCUAUUGCGAGCUGCUAAUGGCUCCCUUUGGGGACAUUUUGGCGGCUCUCGAGCAGGCGCGCCAGGCGGCCUGGGCGGAGCGGAGUCCGCUGCACAGUACCGCCCAGUUAGUGGGCGGCGUGGGAGGAGGCGGCGGUGGGGCUGGCGGCAGCACGGGCAGCGGCAGCGGCGGUGCGGCCAGCGGUGGCAGCGGCGGGAGCAGCGGCGUUCUGCACCACCGCCAGCAGCACGGCCAUCGCGGCCACUCGAUGCACGGCGCCGGUCUGCCCAAUAGUCAUAGCCAGCCCAUUUAUGUGCCCGGAAAGUACUCGCCCUCGAGUUGCUUGUCGGACAAGGAGGAGGAUGAGAUCUACGGAUUUGGCUAUGGCGUCUUUGCACCCCGAGUGGCAAGAGGCGGGCUAACGCAACAGCAGCAGCUGCUGCAACAGCAGACGCUGCAGACGCAGCAGAGCAUACAGCAGCAGCAGCAGCAGAUGCAACAGCAGCACCAGCAGCAGCAACAGUUACCAAUUGUGCCAGGCCAACAGCAGCAGGCGGGAAAUGGGCCGCAUCAGCAUCAGACUCUGCCGCCGAAUGUCGCCCAUUUGAACUUUGUGCAGCAAAACUGCCUGAGUCCGCGCUCUGCUUAUUUUUAUGAAUUUCCACCGACAGCUGAGGGUCGCGAGACAAAGAAACGCACCACACUGGCCCGAUUGCUGAAAGGCUUGAAGACUGUCAAUCGACGGGAUCGGAACAAUCAACAAAAUGGCGCCCAGGCCAGGGCGGCCAACGAUCGUCUGAGGCACUUUCAAAUGAUAAACGGCGGCGCCGGCGGACAGCAGCACAGUUUCGAGGAGACAAUCCACAGGUUGAAAGUACAAGAGGCCAUGCGGAAAAAGGAAAAAUUUCAACGUGAACACGAGGAGAUCCUGCGUGACAUUCGACAGGGACUGUUGCAAAUGAGUCGCGGCGAAGGACGCAUGGACGAUACGUACAUGUACGACGAGGCGUUGAGGACGGGCGGCGGUCUGGGAAUCGCCGGACUGGGCAUGCCCCUCGGACUGGCCGGCAACGGAGGAAACGGAGGAGCGGCCCAUUAUGCGGUGAGUGCGCUGCAUCAUCAAGGUCAUUGGUACGACGAGCCGCCCUACGAGAGCGAUCCCGAUGACUUUCUCAUGGCCGGGCUCAACUGCGGACCAGCUGCCACUAUUCAGGGUGGCCGUGUGCGCUUCUCGAACAACCGCGAGAGCACGGGCGUAAUUUCAUUAAGAUCCGCCGGAGAUAUUUCAUUGCCGCAACGUGGACCGCCGCGCAGAGGUCUUAUCGUGCCGCAGCAGCCGCCAAAUCCACCGACAAUAAUACCCUUGACGCACGCCAGAUCUCAUGAUCGCGAAAGCGGCGACUACGCGGGCUCCAUCUCAGACCUUCAAAGCGUUACCUCCAGACUCAGUGCGGUGUCGAUUGGCACCAACAACUGCACGGCGCGGUACAGAACCCUAAGCGGCGGAAUUGGGGAAUCGCCAUCGCUGUCGCCCAGUCCUUCGUCGGAUUACGAGGACAUCGGAGUGACCAGGGGCCACGGAUGCCUGCCGCCCAGCCUGCUGGCCGCGAAGGCCAAAAAGAACGGACUGCCGCACGGCAAGGCGAACACCAUUUGCCAAAAGGCCACGGUGCAUCAUUCGGGCGAGAUGCGUAGCUCGGCAAAGGAAAUUGGCGCAUUUAAUGAGAAUGGACGAAACUUUGUUGCCACAAAGGAUACGUCGAGGGAUUUUAGCAAUUCCCAAGAUAAUACCGACCGUGGCAGCAUGAGCGAUCAGGCGUUCGCCUGUUCGGCCAGCUCGGUGGAAAGUUUGCCCAGCGCUUCCGGUUCGAGCACCCAGGCCCUGGUUCGUCCCGGGAGUCCGCACAGCUCCAUUUCGGCCGAGGAUCGCACCUCGAUGGCCAGCUGCAUCUGCAAGGCCAAGGCUCUCGUGGAUAGUUUGCCCAAUCCCUACGACAAGGAGGCGCUUAAAUUCAAGAAGGGCGAGCUCAUUGAUGUGCUGUCGAUGAACGCCUCGGGCAUUUGGAAGGGACGAUGCCACGGCCGCGUGGGCCACUUCAAGUUCAUCAACGUGGAGGUGCUGCCGGAGCAGCGGAUGAAGAACUCGAGCAGCAAGACCCUGGCCCCCGGCUCCCGGCUGGCCAAUCCCGGCAAUGGCAGCCACAACGGGGGACCCUGCUCCGUGGAGGACCUGCUGAUUCGCAUCGGACUCAAGGAGUACACCUCGGUGUUCGUGCUCAACGGCUACGAGGACCUGGAGCUCUUCAAGGAACUGGAACCCGCCGACCUGGACUACCUGGGCAUCCUCAACCAGGAGCAUCGUGCCAAACUUCUGACGGCUGUGCAGCUGCUGCAUGACAUUGAAUCUACAAAUUUCGCCCGCACAGGCUCCGAUGUGGAUAUAGCCGGUUCCAGCUCCGAAAACGACGAGGCCCGCCUGAACAACAUCAACAUCAAGCACGGCGCCUCGCCCUUUGGCCGGCGGCACUUUCCCCGCGACUCCGGCUGCUACGAGGGAUCCCCGCUGCCCAGCUCACAGACGCCCACGCAGGCGGUGAACUCGACGGACGAGUCGAACAGCCUGGACGACGUGGUGACCAAGUGCUCCAGCGAGAUCAUGAAGCGCGUGGAGAGCGCCCGCCGCUGCAAGGACAAUCCGUUCAAGGUCACGCUGCCGGGAGGCGGGCGACUCGGCAAGAAGUCCUUUCUCGGCGGCAACGGCCUUAUGGCGGACGAUACGCUCACGCGUGGAGGGCUUAGCGAGAAGUCGAGCGAUUCGGGGGUCAGCAGCAGUUCGCUAUCGUCGGGUCCGCUGAAGAGCAGCACUUAA
Messenger RNA from Drosophila takahashii, 3284 nucleotides. Its product is annotated as Shal K[+] channel interacting protein. Gene Ontology annotation, molecular function: protein binding. Lineage: Eukaryota; Metazoa; Arthropoda; Insecta; Diptera; Drosophilidae. The record is from RefSeq and is a predicted model, not a curated record.